Molecule: messenger RNA, 1782 nt
Organism: Perca fluviatilis (European perch)
Lineage: Eukaryota; Metazoa; Chordata; Actinopteri; Perciformes; Percidae
Gene: marcksl1b
Product: MARCKS-like 1b
Exons: 2
Coding region: 220-861 (213 amino acids)
Biological process (GO): central nervous system development; actin filament organization
Cellular component (GO): plasma membrane; cytoplasm
Molecular function (GO): calmodulin binding; actin filament binding
Source: RefSeq, a predicted model, not a curated record
GUUCAACCAGUGUUGAGUUUAGAGGGUCUCUCUCUAGCGGGGUGACAAGUCCGAGCACAGGAGCAACCGAGAGGAAGUAGCUGAAGAAAAAAAAACACACUUUUCAUCAUUUCACCGCUGGAUACAUAACUCGCCCUGGGGUUGGAUUAACUUAAAACCACUCUUUUUUAGUUUUUCUUUUUAAUUUGCUUUAGAAAACUCCGAAACUCACCGAAGACAAUGGGAUCCCAGGCAUCCAAGGGAGAUGUGGCCGCGGAGGCAAACGCUGCUGCCGCUGAUGGUGCAGCUGUCAAAACCAACGGACAGGAGAAUGGACAUGUGAAAACCAAUGGUGAGGUCUCCACAAAGCCUGAUGGGGAUGCUGCCGCCACCAAUGGCUCAGCCGAAGCAGCCAAGGAGCCUGAAGCCGGCGCAGGGGGCGACGCUAUUGAGCCGGCGCCUGCUGCAGACGGAGAGGCAGCCAAACCUGAAGGCGAGGCUGCGGCUAAGGAGACCCCCAAGAAGAAGAAGAAGAAGUUCUCCCUGAAGAAGUCCUUCAACUUCAAACUGAAUCUGAAGAAGAGCAAGAAGACCGAGGCUGUGAAAGAGGAAGUGGCCACUGCCGCCGCCGCCGCCACCCCCUCUGAGGAGAAGCCAGCCGAGAACGGAGCCGCUGCUCCCGCAGAGGAGAAGAAGGAGGAGGUGAAGGAGGAGGCUGCCGCUGAGCCUGCGGCCGAGGCCCCAAAGGCAGAGGAGGCUCCGGCUAAAGAGGAGGCCCCCAAGGAGGAGGCCAAGGAGGCGGCAGCUGCCCCGGCCCCCGAGGCCACGAAACCAACAGAGGAGAGCAGCUCGACCCCCGCUCCCUCUGAAAAGAAAGAGUGAUUGUACCUUUAGCUCACAAUGAACUGGGUGAACUGUUUUUCAAGAGAGAGAGAGAGAGAGAGAGAGAAAGAGAGAGAGAGAAAAUUUAAGAGUAUAUAUAUAUAUUUAUAUAUAUAUGUGUAUAUGUAUACAUAUGUAUAUGGAUAUAUGUAUAUGUAAAUAUAUACACAUGUAUGUGAGAGACUCCUUCGACGUGCCACUUUUCGUCAUGAUAACAAGACGACAGACUAGAUUCACUAGAUCACCUCCCUGGUUACUGCUCGACGUGUGGACCUGGACUGAGUUUUAGGCUGUGGGUUGGUCGCUAUGCGGAAAUUGGAUUUGAAUGGCUAGAACGCGAGCUAAUGACACCGUGAAGUAUAUAGACGGGUGAAGGAUGGAUGGAGAAGGAAGGAGUCAAAGCAUCUUUUCCCUAAAAAUCUGCAGAUCAAAGAUGCCUCCUUGCUGAAGGAAUGCAGCUAGAUAAGAUACUAGGACACCAUCACCACUUGAAAUGACUGUUGAAUAGAGCAACAACAACAACAAAAAAAUGAAAAAAAUGAAAUCAGAAAUUUAAGAGACUCGCCAACUUUUUACAUUCCUAUAUUUUAACCCAAAUUUGAAGUAUUUUGUGGUGUAUUAUAGAGAACCAUCUUAAAGAUUCAGAGAAGCUAUUACCUGUUUGUUUAAAGAAAAAAAAAAAAAUAGACAACUUUGAUUUUUACCUUACUAUGAAAAAAAGAACACUUAAGCUUGCUAUGUUCACUGUUGCGGUUUGAUAUGAAGCAGAGUUGUUUAUCUGUCGUAUGUGAGCCUGAAUCUGCUUUGUCUCUGUAAAUACAUUGGAUUGAUUUCUGUUCUUUAUUUUGCUAAUGUUGACAGAUGUUACUGGUUUUAUUGUAAAGUUGAUAAUGGUAAAUAAAUAUUGGUUUCCUGCCCGUU